AUGAGUGAUGGACAAGAUAACAGCAAUCCCACAUUAGGAGUGAAUGCAGCUGUAGGAGCAGAUAUACCAUUUACUCCGCAAUAUUCAGAAUUGUACCCUAAGUUCCUCUAUCACAACAUAGUCCCGAGUGCUGACCCUAAGCAUCGUAAUACUUUGUUAGUAAAAACUGAAAAGAUUUCUGACGAUGGAGAAAACACAACCAUAGGUCGAAUAAUCUAUUGCAGAGAUGCUAUUGAAAAAGGAUUAUGUCUGAGGGGAUCUAAUUGUAAGUACUCACAUCCAUAUGAGUACGAGAGGAAUCCCACGUUAGCACUUAGAUUGGAUCAUAUCAUAUCACAUCUCAAUGAACUCCAUAUUAUGUUGGAUCUUCCGAGCAGAUGCACUGAGCCUCCUCGCAAAUUUGUAGAUAGAUUCUCUUCGCACAAUAAUAUCAUUGAUCGUCCAUGCCCACCAAGUUUAGGAAGGAACGAGUCUCGGCCGAGUACUUCAGGAAGUGAAUCUCAACCUCCAGAACAACAGCCCGUAACCUCCAGGAGAGAUAGAGGAUCAAGUCCAAGAAGAGGUGGCAGACGAGGCAGAGGUAGAGGACGGUCUAUCACAAGAAGCAUAUCCAGUGAUCGGUUGAAUAGAGGAUCUUCAAACCAACUACUGAGUUUGACGGAGAGGCUCACAAAAUCCCAACCCUAG
Phaedon cochleariae (mustard beetle) is the source of this 687-nucleotide messenger RNA. The record is from the annotation of a GenBank genome assembly. Lineage: Eukaryota; Metazoa; Arthropoda; Insecta; Coleoptera; Chrysomelidae.